AUGUCUUACAAAAUAAAGCUAAGAGACAAUGUCAUGUACGCCACGAGCCCGAUGGUGAACGAGGACGACAUCGCGGACUUCGUUUCGAGCAUGAAUGUUUACAAGUGGGAAGGAGAGGGGGGUCGGCAGCCGGGUCAAGAGGUGGGUCGGCAGGCGGGUCAAGAGGCGGGCCAACUGUCAGGUCAACUGGCGGGCCGCCUGCCCGAGGGAAGCGCGCACCCCUACCCAGUUAAGGAAAUGCAACUUGGAAGCUUAAAAAUCUCCGACUGGGGUAUGUCCAUCCUCAUCCCCUGCGUGCUGAGAAGCAGGAACUUGGUUACGCUUAAUUUAUCGAGCAACGACUUGACUAAUGAUAGCGCGAAGAUCCUGGCCAAGUGCCUCAAGUACCUGCCCCGACUGGCCUCCCUAAAUCUGUCGAACAACCUGAUCAAGUCCGACGGCGCCAACGAAAUUGUGGAGGAAUUUUUCCCCCAAAAAUUGACCUCCAAAAGAGGAUUCUCCCCAGGGGGAGAACAAAUGGACACCAAUUUUCACCUGAACAGUCAGGUAAAAAAUGCGACAAAAAAUAUGCACACAAAAAAUGCGAUAAAAAAUAUGCACACAAAAAAUGUACGUGAAUUGGACCUGUCAGACAAUUGUUUGGGUCCCUCCGUUUUGUUAAAAUUAAGUCAAGUGAUCAGUCAGGAUAACAAUGAGACAAUCAAAUUAAACAUAAAAAACAGCCAACUGGGUGAUGCGAACUUUUUUGCCUUUUUCCAAAACUGCACACACGUACACAAUUUAAACAUGUCCGAAAAUGGCAUUGCUUCCGCUUUAUUCGCUGACCAUAUGGAAAUGUUAUUUGCAUCCCAAUUAAACUUAAAAGAAUUGCAUUUAUCGAGCAUAUGCUUUGGUCAAAGCGGCACAGACAAACAGGAGGAUGGAAACGAACUGCUUAACCAGUUGGUUAAGCAACUGAGGGAAGCGCCCAACCUUUCCGUUUUGUCAUUUGCGAACAAUAAAGUUGAUGACCAUGGAUUUUCCCUUUUCUGCGAAUUUUUAAAAAAAAAUAAAAACAGCAUUACGGCGAUUGAUUUUUCGAACAAUCACAUUUCCAACAUGAACAGCCUCAGCGAAGCGUUAAAAAAUAAAGAGACUUUAAAAAUGAUUAACUUAUCAAGUAACAGAAUUACCGAUGAAAAUUUGAAACACUUUUGUUAUGAGACUUUGCCAUCCAACCUGAGCAUUGCAGAAGUUUCCCUCUCGAAUAAUCACUUGACGGAUUUGUCAUGUGCGUACUUUGCCGACGCGUUGGUGAUGCAGUGUAGCUUUGUAGAAAGGUCGGUCAAGAUGAAGACGCAACUGCAGGGGGGGGUCGCCAGUCAAGAUGCUUUAACCGCACAGGGUGAUCUGCAUAACGCUUGUGGACCCCCCCCGGCGUGGGAAGAAUUCCCCGAAAUUGAUUCGCAAAAAUCGACGUCCAACUCGAGCGAAGGCAGCUCAUCCCCUCUCCAUCUAUCCAAAGCGAAAAGAACGAAUUUCAAAAAUGGCCAUCCCCAAAUGAUACACACAUGGAAGGAGGUCAUCACGAACCGACACAACGAACAGCACAAUUUCUUUUCCUGCAUCGGUGUCCCAUCCCUUAACAGAGCUAGCGAAACGUCCAAACUGCUGUUCUUGCAAGAAAAAAGGAGAAACUUAAUAUAUAACAAAAAUGAUGAAUGGUACCAUUCCUGUGAUUCUUUUUCGCUCAACUGUUUUAAGGGCCUCAAAUAUCUGAAUGUGUCUGGUUGCCGCAUUAACAGCCAAGGGUUGACUCUCCUCAUUAAUGCACUUGCCAUGCCCUACUGUGCGUUAGAAUUUUUGGACGUCUCCUCCUCCUCUAGCGACUUGACGGAUGCUACGCACCAGGCAUUCGCCUCACUGAUUGCAGACAGAAAAUGCAAAUUCGAAAGAAAUGACACCUUCCACUUUGAGCAUUUGCCGCUCACCGUCCGCGGGGUUGCGCCCACGCUGAUUCCGCUCAACGACUCGGAGGAUAACACGGACGGGGACAGCAUAGAGUCAGAGUGGUGGAACUACAAGGAGGGCGACUGCCCGGAUCAAGGAUCGGACGAAGCGGCGUAG
This is a messenger RNA of Plasmodium vivax (malaria parasite P. vivax), 2106 nucleotides long. RefSeq lists its product as hypothetical. Gene Ontology annotation, molecular function: small GTPase binding; GTPase activator activity. The record is from RefSeq and is a predicted model, not a curated record. Gene Ontology annotation, biological process: nucleocytoplasmic transport; activation of GTPase activity. The transcript has 3 exons. NCBI's taxonomy places the organism in Eukaryota, Apicomplexa, Aconoidasida, Haemosporida, Plasmodiidae. Bases 1 to 2106 code for a protein of 701 amino acids. Gene Ontology annotation, cellular component: nucleus; perinuclear region of cytoplasm; cytosol.